This is a messenger RNA of Armigeres subalbatus, 1437 nucleotides long. RefSeq names its product 3-hydroxyacyl-CoA dehydrogenase type-2. Bases 467 to 1234 code for a protein of 255 amino acids. NCBI's taxonomy places the organism in Eukaryota, Metazoa, Arthropoda, Insecta, Diptera, Culicidae. The record is from RefSeq and is a predicted model, not a curated record. Gene Ontology annotation, cellular component: mitochondrion. Gene Ontology annotation, biological process: fatty acid metabolic process; estrogen metabolic process; androgen metabolic process. Gene Ontology annotation, molecular function: estradiol 17-beta-dehydrogenase [NAD(P)+] activity. The transcript has 3 exons.
GAAAAAUUUCAUUCAUCUUGCAGCAUUCGAUCGGGUGAGACGCGCGUGUGAUCGUCGUGAGAGUUUGCCGGAAGCGAUUUUUGUGCGGUAGUGAAUUUUGGUGCGUGCGGAAUUAGUUUGAUUGAGUAGCGGGACGGAUCGAUACGAAUUGAAAAGGUACACCUUUGUACUACCUGACGAGUGUGGGUAGUUUUGCGUUAGUUCGGCCCUCGGUAGAACAUUGGACUCAGUUACGUAAGUGGAAUGCACAGAGGAAAGUGAAGUGCCAUCUUGGUCGAUACAUCCGGGGGAGUGUACGACACGGUCCGAGGGCGUGAAAAUUUUGAGGGUUUUCCAUCGGCGAUACGUCUGCUGAGCGUGAGUCAACGGCAGCGAAGAGGAAAACUGGAUAAGUGAGCACAGGAGGACGAAAAAGCGAAUUUUACCGGAGCAUUUUUCACAUCGCUUCCAAGCAGGUUUCAGAACAAUGUUGAAGAACGCGGUUGCACUGGUGACUGGUGGCGCCUCCGGCCUGGGUCGCGCAACGGUGGAACGCCUCGCCCGGACUGGAAGUAAAGUGGUGUUGUGCGAUCUCCCCACAUCCAAGGGCGGCGACGUCGCGAAGGAAAUCGGCGACAAUGUCGUCUUCGUUCCAGUUGAUGUCCUCUCCGAAAAGGACGUUACCGCAGCGCUGGAUGUCGCCAAGAGCAAGUUCGGCCGACUGGACGUGAGCGUCAACUGCGCCGGCAUUGCCGUGGCCGUCAAGACCUUCAAUUUCAACAAAAAGGCCCCCCACAAACUGGAGGACUUCCAGCGGGUGCUGUUGGUGAACACAGCCGGAACCUUCAACGUGAUCCGGCUGUCCGCCGGGUUGAUGGGUGAAAAUGAACCCAAUCAGGACGGUCAGCGCGGUGUCAUCGUCAAUACGGCUUCGGUCGCUGCCUUCGACGGCCAAAUUGGACAGGCGGCGUACGCUGCCUCUAAGGCCGCCGUCGUUGGUAUGACUUUGCCUAUUGCCCGGGAUCUCAGCACCCAAGGAAUCCGCAUCUGCACGAUCGCUCCGGGGCUGUUCAACACCCCGAUGCUACAGGCCCUUCCGGAGAAGGUCCGAGCCUUUUUGGCCAAGACAGUACCCUUCCCGCAGCGUCUCGGAGAACCAUCCGAAUAUGCCCAGCUGGUGGAAUCGAUCGUGGAAAACCCAUUGCUGAACGGGGAGGUAAUUCGAUUGGAUGGAGCCCUGCGAAUGAUGCCCUAGACUCCGAUAUCACAUUUGAACGCAAUAAGACGAACAGAUGCAUUUAUUAGAUCCUAAGCGAGUGUAGGUAUACUUUUUCACCGGUGCCAAUCUGCUUGGCGGGCCAUUCCUCACAGGAAACUGCCAGGCAGUUGCUUGCAUAUCGUGCCUAUUUUUGUACCCAAGGAAUAAAGUUUUACUCAGAAUUUAAUUCUGUUAAUUAA